Molecule: messenger RNA, 816 nt
Organism: Macrosteles quadrilineatus (aster leafhopper)
Lineage: Eukaryota; Metazoa; Arthropoda; Insecta; Hemiptera; Cicadellidae
Exons: 1
Coding region: 1-816 (271 amino acids)
Biological process (GO): DNA integration
Molecular function (GO): nucleic acid binding
Source: RefSeq, a predicted model, not a curated record
AUGAAGCAAGACAUUGCUCGAUAUGUUAAUCAUUGUAAAAUCUGUCAGCAAGUAAAAUAUGAUCAGCAGAGGCCUUCUGGCUUCAUGGGGUCUUAUCGUGGGGUUGCUAAGCCCUUUGAGAUGAUUAGUACUGACGUCCUCGGACCGCUUCCAAGAUCUUCUGCGGGCCACAAGUACUUAUUCGUCGUGAUGUGUACAUUUACAAAAUUUCCUUUGUUGUUUCCCUUGAGGGAGAUUACUGCGAGCACCAUUGCCAAGCAACUGGAGGAUGACGUGUUCAUGCUUUUCGAAGUCCCUUCCUACAUAAUCUGUGACAAUGGGUCAGAGAUUAGAGGAAAGCAAGUCCAAGAACUAUCCAGGAGUUAUAAUAUAAAGCUCUUGUACAAUGCAAGGAGGCAUGCUCAAGCCAAUCCGAUCGAACGGGUUAACAAAACUUUAGGACCCAUGCUUAGGGCUUACAUUGGAGAGAACCACCGCCACUGGGACCGUAACAUAGCUAAAUACGGAUUUGCUCUCAGGUCGGCAAAACAUGAAGCCACCAGCUACAGUCCUGCAUACCUCAACUUUGGACGAGAGUUGAUCGCUAUCAAUGAAGAUGCGGAUCCAACCAACUCAUCGGAAGAAGCUUCCCAAGUAGAAGAAUCUUCGGCGUAUGGAGAUAGGUGGAAGGAACUGAAGAAUAUCUACAAAGAUGUUAAUGGAAAGCUUCGGGAGGCUCAUGAGAAACAAGCAGAAAGGUAUAAUCUACGAAGAAGAGAGGUAGUCUUCAAGGAAGGAUCCUUAAUUGGUUCUAAAGAGAAACUUUCCCAUAUCUAA